UUUCCGCAUGCAGGGGUACGACACGUAAUCAAUCCCGCUGCUCUUAUUGGCUGGCACGUAUGUGGGACAAAGGUUGUGGUGGUGUUCAGUCCGGUAAUACGUGCAGUGCUAUCAAUCCAUAACAAUGCUGCUCAACAAGUUUCUGAAAGCCAGCGUGCGGUCCGGGGUCCGGCUGCAGAGCUCUGCUGCUACUGCAGCCAGUGCUGCUGCACCCAACAACAUAUCCCUCGGCUUCUCAUUUGAGCUGUCUGAUCAGCAGAAAGAGUUCCAACAGCUGGCGAGGAAGUUUGCUCGUGAAGAGAUCCUCCCUGUUGCAGCUGACUAUGACAGGAGUGGUGAAUAUCCUAUGCCCAUCAUCAAGAAAGCAUGGGGACUUGGUUUGAUGAACGGCCACAUUCCUCAGGAUUAUGGUGGAAUGGGUUUGACAAUCUUUGACAACUGCCUCAUCACAGAAGAGUUGGCUUACGGCUGCACAGGAGUACAGACCGCUAUCGAAGCAAACUCUCUGGGACAAAUGCCUGUUAUUAUAGCCGGCAAUGAAGCGCAGAAGAGUAAAUACCUGGGUAGGAUGAUGGAGGAGCCUCUCAUGUGUGCAUACUGUGUGACGGAGCCCGGGGCCGGCUCCGAUGUGGCCAGCCUCAAGACCAAAGCGGUGAAGAUGGGCGAUGAGUAUGUUGUUAACGGGCAGAAGAUGUGGAUCACCAAUGGUGGGAAAGCAAACUGGUACUUCCUCCUGGCCCGGUCUAACCCAGAUCCUAAAUGUCCUACCAGCAAGGCUUUCACUGGCUUCAUUGUGGACGCUGAUACUCCAGGAAUUAUAGUAGGAAGAAAGGAAAUGAACAUGGGCCAGAGGUGCUCUGAUACCAGAGGCAUCACAUUUGAGGAUGUGAGGAUACCGAAGGAGAACGUCCUGAUCGGUGAGGGGGCCGGCUUCAAAAUUGCCAUGGGGGCCUUCGACAACACAAGGCCACCAGUGGCAGCAGGAGCCACAGGUCUGGCUCAGAGGGCGUUUGAAGAAGCAACAAACUACGCACUGGAGAGGAAGACCUUUGGAAAAGUUAUUGCUGAGCAUCAGGCCGUGUCCUUCAUCCUGGCUGAGAUGGCGAUGAAGGUGGAGUUGGCCAGGAUGGCGUACCAGCGGUCGGCCUGGGAAGUGGACCAGGGCCGCAGGAACACAUACUACGCCUCCAUCGCCAAAGCAUUCGCCGGAGACAUCGCCAAUCAGGUGGCCACUGACGCCGUUCAGGUAUUCGGAGGAAACGGUUUCAACAGCGAAUACCCCGUGGAGAAGCUGAUGAGAGACGCCAAGAUCUACCAGAUCUACGAGGGCACAGCUCAAAUCCAGAGAAUGAUUAUUGCCCGAGAACUCCUGGGAAGAUACAAGAAGUGAACUCAUCACACCUGACAUCCCUUAUGUACUAAUGUUGUAACUUUUCUACACAUAUUGUACAUGUGUUCCUGGACUUAGAUCUGCUUAUUUAUACUCAGGAUAUCGUUGCAAAAUGAUAUCGUUUGCCUUAUGAGCACUUAAUCCGGGCCGUGCUUUGUUCAGAUAGAUCCAGACUUUGCGUCAGCCGUCCACUUUUCUAAUCCGAGAAAAUCACUACCCUUCAACAACACCUGUGCAAGUUUUUUUUCAAAUGCGUUGUAGAACUGUUGCCUUCUUUUGUAACUUGAUGGGUUGGGGAUUACCAUAUUCAGGCAAGAUAUCACAUGACUGUCCGGGCUGAGGCUCCAACCUCUGUAAAUAGUGUCAGCCAGUCAAACACUUCACUGCUCAACACGAACAGAUAAAGCAUAUGAACUAUGACAACAGUAGCCUCCUGAUCCUUCUUGGAAGAAGUCAGGAAUGUAAUGCUCAAAUAUAAAAUGAAUAUUGUUGUUAACAAACAUCUAAAGUAUCAGAGUGCACAAUUUUAACUGUAUAUUAUAUUGCUGUAUUUAAUCAUGUGAUGCCUUUUGCUUGAGUGGACGCCAAGAAGGUUAGCGCUCUCUGAGGCCUCCUUUCAUAGGGAUCCGGUUAACAAACAAUAAACAGCAGUCGGGACAUGAAACUGCAGAGUUGUUUUUAUCUGGUACAAUAUGCUGGUGUCUGUUUGAGAGUAGGUGGAUCAUUAUAAACUCACAGGCCCAGUCCAGAAAGACAAUAUGUAGAUUUUUUGGGGUGAGGGUAGAUUGUCUCAUUUAGGAGAGGAGCAUGUUCAGCCUUACACUGUGUGUGCUGCAACUCUUUUUGUUCUCAUUCUAAUUGACAAUAAAAGCAUGUCAAAGCAAA
Molecule: messenger RNA, 2275 nt
Organism: Eleginops maclovinus (Patagonian blennie)
Lineage: Eukaryota; Metazoa; Chordata; Actinopteri; Perciformes; Eleginopidae
Gene: acadm
Product: acyl-CoA dehydrogenase medium chain
Exons: 12
Coding region: 125-1390 (421 amino acids)
Biological process (GO): fatty acid beta-oxidation; medium-chain fatty acid catabolic process
Cellular component (GO): cytoplasm; mitochondrion
Molecular function (GO): medium-chain fatty acyl-CoA dehydrogenase activity; flavin adenine dinucleotide binding
Source: RefSeq, a predicted model, not a curated record